AUGGACGGCGACUCGAGUGGGGGCAGCAGUGCCUCACGGAAGGGCAAUGAGCCGCCAGAUUUCCUCGACACGCAAGAGCAGGAGGCGAUGAUUGCAACGUUUGAGAAGCAACACCGCGAGUCAUUUCGUUUCUGGAAGAUCUGCAUAUCGCUGUUGCUGCUUGCGUAUGCAUCAUUCAUGGUGCAUGGGGUCAUCAACCUCGUGGUCUCUCCCUGGAGCCAGAGGAGGAAUGCAGAGCUGCGGCAAAUUCUCGACUUCGCUACUCUUGCUGCUGCUGACGUGGCAUCAAUAGCAGCCUCCGUCUUUCUCCUUGCCUCUCUCUGGCUGUAUGGCGCUACACGCCACCUCCUCUUCUCCUCCUCUGCUGCUCUCACCGUAGCACUCGCAUUCUUCUGGUGCUACACCCUUUCACAGUUGGCAACACCAUUCCGGUGGCGGCUCUUCUGGUUACCCCUCACAAAUGCAGUGUUUGUACUGCUUGCAGCGUACAUCCACCACUCAUUCAGCAGCGUGGAAAGAGAGAUUGAAAAGCUCCGCGGUCUCAAGCACGAUGAACAGCUGGCAGCGUGCAUGGAGGUCAUCAGCGCCUUUCACGGCGACCGAUGCCAUCUCGCGUCCUCGUGUCGCUCGCAGGCUGUGGUGAGCGUGCGAGUCCGAGCGUCGCAGCUCUCUCAUGCGCACCUCUUCGGCAUGUCUGAACGCCAGGCGCAGCAGCCCGGCGUGCAGCACGAGAUGGAGCCGCGGCCGUCCGUCACUCGCGAGGCGUACAAGCCGGCCGACAAGCUCAAGGUGCGCGCCUGGGUGCAACGAAGUGAGGGUAAGAUCGCGCUGAUCACGGGAGGCGAUUCUGGCAUUGGCAGGAGCGUGGCGCACCAUUUCGCGUUGGAGGGAGCUGCGGUGGCGUUCACGUACGUGUCGCCGCGGGAGGACAAGGACGCCCAGGAGACCCUUCGCUUGCUGCGAGAUGCCCAGCGCCCCGAGCACAAGCAGCCGCUCGCCAUUCCUGUCGACCUAGGGCAGCAUGAGGACUGCAAGGAGGUGGUGCGAAAGGUAUCGGAGCACUUUGGGGGGAACAUAGACGUGCUGGUGAACAACGCAGCGGAGCAGCACACCCACAAGACCCUGGAGGAGAUCUCCCCUGAGGAGUGGGACCGCACCUUCCAGACCAACAUCCAUGCCUACUUCUAUAUGACCAAGUAUGCGCUGCCUCACAUGAAGGAGGGCAGCUGCAUCAUCAACACCACCUCAGUGGCUGCAUACAGCGGCAACCCCACCCUCCUCCCCUACUCCACCACCAAGGCCGCCAUUGUUGGUCUCACUCGCUCCCUUGCCCUCAUGGUGUGGCGCCUGGUCCUGUGUGGACGCCGCUUAUCCCGGCUUCCUUUGAGGAGGAGUGCUCCACCCGAAUGGUGGGCUCUAUCAGAUGGGGUUGUCAGCAGCAUGGCUGUCGGCGCGCUGUUCAAGGAUUAUAACGGUCGGAUCAACUCGAUGGACUUCCAUCGGACGGAGGAUCUUCUCGUGACGGCGAGUGAUGACGAGUCCAUCCGGGUGUAUGACACGUCAAAUGCCACCCUGGUGAAGACGAUUCACAGCCGGAAGUACGGCGUGGAUCAGGUCGUCUUCACCCACCACCCCUCUGCUGUGCUCUACUCCUCCAAGAACGGCUGGGAUGAGUCGCUGCGUUAUCUCUCCCUCUACGACAACCGCUACCUGCGCUACUUCAAAGGCCACCGAGACAAAGUGGUCUCCCUGUGCAUGUCACCUAAGAACGACUCCUUCCUCUCCGGAGCCCUCGACCACACUGUCCGCCUUUGGGACCUCAGGACGUGCGAGUGCCAGGGCUUGAUGCGCGUGAGGGGGCGGCCAGCAGUGGCGUUUGACCAGCAGGGGCUGGUCUUUGCAGUGGCCAUGGGGGGAGGCGCGGUGAAGCUGUUUGACGCUCGCUCGUAUGAGAAGGGUCCCUUUGACACAAUGCUGGUGGGCGGAGAUGAGGACGAGGUGACAUCAAUCAAGUUCAGCAACGAUGGCAAUCAGAUCCUCGUCUGCACUCUCAACGGCCGUAUCUACCUGCUGGACGCGUUCGAAGGCCAGAAGCUACACACCCUCUGCGUGGUUCCCGAUAUUGAUGGCGCCCCGUUGGAAGCCUCUUUCAGCCCAGAUGCCAAAUACGUUGUAUCAGGUUCGGGUGAUGGCACGGUGAAGGCUUGGAGUGCCACAACUGGCGCUCAGGUGGCAACCUGGGGUAAUCAUGCCGGGGUCCCUUCAGUGGUGAAAUGGGCCCCGCGUAGACUCAUGUUUGCCACAGCAUCCAUGCUCCUUGCCCUCUGGAUACCUGACUUAUCCAAGAUUCCAAGGCCUGGGUGA
This is a messenger RNA of Closterium sp. Yama58-4, 2364 nucleotides long. The record is from the annotation of a GenBank genome assembly. Lineage: Eukaryota; Viridiplantae; Streptophyta; Zygnematophyceae; Desmidiales; Closteriaceae.